Molecule: messenger RNA, 1507 nt
Organism: Perca fluviatilis (European perch)
Lineage: Eukaryota; Metazoa; Chordata; Actinopteri; Perciformes; Percidae
Exons: 6
Coding region: 202-1191 (329 amino acids)
Source: RefSeq, a predicted model, not a curated record
UACUCACCAUGCUCUAUAUAUACUGGUUUCAUUUGAGUUGCUCAAAUAAUAAAGUAAUAAGUUUAGAGACAUUUCUUUUGUAGAAACAGUUCCAGUUGAAACUCUUCUCAGUGGAUUGCCCAGAAAAAUGUCUGAGAAGGUGCAAGCUGAGCUCAGUUCAUAAAUAGCCUUACCACUUCCUCAUAUGGUACAUUUAGCAAAAUGGAGCUUGUUGUACUUCUCUGUGCCGUUUCUCUGCUGCAUUCAUGUGAAGCACAAGAGUCCAGUGCUGUGACUCCUGUGUUUGUGAAGAAGAGAGAGGAUGUGCUUCUGAAUGUCACAAUAGCUGAUGAUCCUAAAGACGAUACUGUUAUCUGGAGAUUCAAUAAAACAGUUAAUUUAGUACGAUUUUUACCUGGUAGAGGACCAAAAGUCUCUGAUGAUUACUCUGGAAGAAUUGAGUUGCUUGAGAACUACUCUGUGAAAUUGAAGAAUCUAACAGAGACAGACAGUGGAGUUUAUAUUGCAGUAGUGUCUGGGGAUAAAGAAAAACAAAUAACUGGAUACAAGAUUACAGUCCAAGAUCCAGUGUCUCCAGUUAAACUGUCAGUGGACUCUGUGUCUAACAGCUCAGACUGGUGUAACCUGACAGUGAGCUGCAGAGCACAGGACUCUCACAUUAACUCCACCUUUAGAUGUGACACCCACACCAACACCUGCAGUCAGGAGGAAGGAGAGAGAUCACAGGUCCCACCCUCUGCUGCUGAUCUCAAUGUCUACCUGUCCAAAGGCUCCAUCAUCUGUAACCAUAGCAACCAGGUCAGCUGCACCAAGGACAUCGAAGUAAUUGAAAAAUUCUGCCCCCGACAUGCUGGUCGUGAACCUUCAAAUGCCAUCUCUGUGGGUGCUGGUAUUGGCAUAGGUAUCUCUCUCUUCCUCCUAUGUAUUGUAGCAGCAGCAGCAGCAGCAGCAUUUCGUUAUCAUCAAAAGAGAGGACAAUAUAAAAGAGAGAGCAUGGAGAAUACAGUAUAUGAAGUUCCUCGGGUCGGACAUACAACCUUACCUCAGAGUCCAACAGCUGAAGUUACAGGUCUUUCUCCGACCUCCACCUACAGCACGGUAGGGCCUCACACUGGACCUGUGGAUUCCAGUACGACUCUGCCAGAGAGUCUGUAUGCUCAGGUGGAUAAACCCAGGUCCUUAAACAAGUAAUCAGCAUGGUAUUACACAUAUACAAUUUACAGUUUAGCUGUCUAUGUUUACAGUAAUGUAAGUUCAUGUGACCUGCUCUGGUAUUGAGAGACUCCUCCAAUACAGAAACAUUUCAAUGGAAACAGCUGUAAUAUAAUGUAAUGUUAUUAGUAUUUUUGUAGUAUUAUGUUAAUAUGUAUGUAUGUGUGUGUGUGUGUGUGUGUGUGUGUGUGUUUUUAAACACCUGGACAUUUAAAUAUCUGGGGUCAAUAUCUGCGCAUUUCGUAAUUUUUUUUCAUUGAGCCAUGUGUCAUUAAAAAUUAUAUUUUGUUUUAUA